AAAAAAGGCCUUUUCAGGGAAUACAUCUAAAGUUCAAGAUACACAAAAAAACACGGCAUCUCUCAAGGCUCAACCUUUGGAAAUUCCAACGGACAGAGACAGCAUUGAAGAUGCAAUUACAAAAGAGAAAAUAUCUUUGCAACAAUUUAAAACAUUGGAAGUCCGGCAUCUAAGUGAGGAUAUAAAGAAGCAAGAGCACAAUGUUUUCUUGCAGAUGCGGAAAGAACAUGAAGAAACAAUAAUGGAACAUGAUCAGACAAAAGAUGCAAUACAUUUGGAGAAUGAAAUGGAAGUGAAGAACCAGAUGUGCAAACUCAAAGAUAGAGAGGAGAAAAUAAGGGAGCAAAUAAAGUUUGCAAUCGAAAACAUGGAGGAAGAAGGUCAAGAGAUUAAAAAGCUCAUUAUGGAAAUAAAUGACCUGCAGAUCCAGAAACCAGAGACUGAAAACUGGUUACUAACUACAGGCAGGGUAAACACCACAGAUGAGAUCGUCAAGUAUGAAGUAAAUGUUCAAAAACAGAAGAACGGCCAAGGGGUGAAACAAGAAGAUGCUAAUAAUGUUCAUGAGCAAAAUCAAGGUCAGGAUUUAACACAACAUGUGCAGACCAAUCCUGAUGAGCUAAAUGAAGGGUUUGAUCAAAAGGACACAGCAAGUGAUGAUAUUCAAAGACUUAGGGAAGAGAUUUAUAAAACACAAAAUACCAUUAGACUAGUAAACCUAGAUCUUGAAAACCAAGCUGAAGAAAGCCAUAUCAACAAAAAUCAUGAGAAUAAAGAUGGGGAAAUUGAAGGAUUGCUACAAGAACUGAAAAGAUUCCAAGAGCUUUUAAAAAUGGUACAAACAGCAAUGAGGCAAAGAAAAAUGCAUCGAAAAGAAGAAAUCCUUAACAUGAAAUCCAGGAAAACUACAGCAAAAAUACAGGAAAGAAAACUGGAUCAGAGGUUGGAGAAAAUGAUGAGAGACAGAUAUGAAUUUGAAGUCUUGAAAAUAAAAACACAGAAACAAACAAAAGAGACCAAACUGAAGUUAGAAAAACUGGCUAACGUUAAGAGCACCAUAGAGAAAGUCGCUAGUAGGAAAAGACAGAAAAGUCAGAACAUAGACAUUGUUAUGGCGGAGACCCAAGUAAAACUGAGAAAGUUGGAAGACCUGAGCAGUAAAAUUGGGGCUACCAAACAAGAACUGGAAAAAAGACGUACUUUCUUAUCCAACGAAAGAACAGAACUUUUGACAGUCAACACUGAACUCAGGCAGAAAAAGGACGGAGAAUUUGCCUUGGAAAGUACUGACAAACUGAAGGAAGACAAUAACAAACGUGAAAGAGUGGAAACCGAUACACAAAGGGACGUGUCAGAGAACAGAAAGGGUAGGGAUAUUGAGGAAAUGGAACAUGAAAUCUCUAGACUCAGAUCAGAAAAUGAGAAACUUGAGAAAGAAAUUAAACUGACAAUGGAUCAGAAGAACAGUGAAAUUGAAAAACUGAAAGAGUCUUUAACUGAGCAUGUGAAACUACAGACUAAAAGUAAAGAGAUUGAGAUCCUUAAACAACAGAUUCAAGUUGAGAGGGAGAAUGUGAAAAAAGAAAGAGAGCAAGUUGAGGCAGAAGCACAAGACAUUAACCGUUUAAGAGAGUUCAUAAAAAGAGAGAAACAAGAGCUUGAUGACAAAACGCAAACUACCAAAAGAGAAAUAAGAGAAAUGGAGAUUCUGAAGUCAGAGCUGGAUAUAAAGAAAAAAGAAAGUCAAAAGGUAUUUCGAAGAAAUAUGCAGAAAAACGAUGAAAGUGAAUUAAAGUGGAAUGUCAUACAGAAAGAAAAGGGAAAAUUGAGGAUAGAGACCCAAAACAUGAGAAGAGAAUUAGACCAAAGACUGGAAGAAAACAUGAGAGAGAGGUAUGAGUCCGAAAUGUUGUGGAUGAAACUAGACAAGCAGAAGGAGGAGCUGGCUGAAGAGAAGCAGAGAUUGAAAGUACAAACUAGUGAUAAAGCAAAAGUAGAGAUGGAGGAAAUGGUCAGCAUGACGGACAGUAUCCAAAAACAAAAAGAGGGGCUUGAAAACCGACUACAAGAGGUUAAAAGAGAAAAAAGGGAGGUUGAAAUGUUGAAGAAUGAGUUGGAGAACAAAAGAACAGCAAAUCAACAGAUGAUUCGACUAAGCAUUAAAAGAGAGCAGGAUGUAAAAAGCAUGUUGGCUGAGAUCGAACAAGAAAAACAUGCAUUCAGGAGGGAGAUACAGAAGAGGAAAAAAGAGCAUGACCAGCGAUUGGAGAGAAUCCACAGAGAGAGGGAUGAACUGGAAAUCAUGAAACUGAAGAUACAGAAAGAAAACGACCAGAGCAGAGGUGGAGCACUAGUGUCCAGCAUGGCCACAACCAGAAAAGUGCAAAAUGGUGUAAUGAAAAUGCAGUAUAAUGAUGCUGCAAGUGAGAAAACACAAGGAACACAGAGGACUUCUAAUCUUCAAAAUGAACAAAUUGACCAGGAAGAGAUAAAAGGACUGGAAUUGGAUGAAGAAGAGAAAAACGGUACGAAGGGAGAUGAGUUUAUAAAAAAACAAAGACUGAUAAGAAGUUCUAAACUGGUGAGUGAAAAAGUGACAAACCAGAGAAAGCCAAACCUUGUUGAAACACGUUUACAUUUUGAAAAAAAAGCGGAACAGCUGAAAAAAGAAAGAGAGAGCCUGGACAGAGAGAGUGAGGUGAUGAACAAAGAGAAGCUGGAUUUGGAGCUGAUGAGGUCAGACAUCCUGAAACAAAGUGACACUUUGGAACAACAAAGACAAGAUAUAAAGGAAGAAAGAGAGAAGUUAGAAAUCACAAUGUCCGAUCUUCAAGUGUUGAAAGAACAUGCAGAAAUUCAGUUUGAGGUGAUCAACAAAGAGAAAGCCAACAUUAAAGAUCUGACCCUUCAUCUUCAGACAGAAAAAGACAAACUUGACAAUAUCAUGACGAUGAUUGUUUUAAAACAAGAAGAACAAAAACUCAAGGAGGACCAGCUCAGUAGACAAACACAACAACUGGAAAUCAAAAAGACCAGUCUACUGGAAGAAAGAGAAGAACUGGAUCUUUCAAGGAAGGAUCUCAACAAAAAGAAGGAAGAGGUUGAAACAGCCAUGAACACCAUCAAUGAGGAGAGAGAGAUAAUCAAUCAGAUGCAGAGUACUACUGACAUGGAAAGAGCAAUGCUCAAGAAUGAAAAGGACGGACUGGAAAGAAGAAUAUCGGAUAUGAAAACACGAGAGGAUCAACUAUUGAAUAAGAUGAGAUCAAUGGGAAUUCUGUGGGAAAAACUUCAACAGCUGAAUGAACGGCUGAGAGAAGAAAUGAAAAACAAAAUGAUCAGACUGGAACAGAACAAGGAAGACAGAUUGAAACUGUUGAGUCUUUUGGAGCAAAAGCAUGUCGUUCUGGGUAAACAGAAAGAACAUAUCUCAUGUUACACUGAGACGUUAGUGAGGGAAAGAGAAGGGUUGAAGAUCAUGAUGUCAGAAAUUGUCGCUCACAGAAAGGAAAUGGGAAAUCAACUGAAACAAGAGGCAUUGUUCGAAAGGAGACAUCUUCUGGAACUGAAGGCAGAGUUGAAGAAAGAAAGAGAGGGCCUGGACAGAGAGAGUGAGAUGAUGAACAAAGAGAAGCUGGAUUUGGAGCUGAUGAGGUCAGACAUCCUGAAACAAAGUGACACUUUGGAACAACAAAGACAAGAUAUAAAGGAAGAAAGAGAGAAGUUAGAAAUCACAAUGUCCGAUCUUCAAGUGUUGAAAGAACAUGCAGAAAUUCAGUUUGAGGUGAUCAACAAAGAGAAAGCCAACAUUAAAGAUCUGACCCUUCAUCUUCAGACAGAAAAAGACAAACUUGACAAUAUCAUGACGAUGAUUGUUUUAAAACAAGAAGAACAAAAACUCAAGGAGGACCAGCUCAGUAGACAAACACAACAACUGGAAAUCAAAAAGACCAGUCUACUGGAAGAAAGAGAAGAACUGGAUCUUUCAAGGAAGGAUCUCAACAAAAAGAAGGAAGAGGUUGAAACAGCCAUGAACACCAUCAAUGACGAGAGAGAGAUAAUCAAUCAGAUGCAGAGUACUACUGACAUGGAAAGAGCAAUGCUCAAGAAUGAAAAGGACGGACUGGAAAGAAGAAUAUCGGAAAUGAAAACACGAGAGGAUCAACUAUUGAAUAAGAUGAGAUCAAUGGGAAUUCUGUGGGAAAAACUUCAACAGCUGAAUGAACGGCUGAGAGAAGAAAUGAAAAACAAAAUGAUCAGACUGGAACAGAACAAGGAAGACAGAUUGAAACUGUUGAGUCUUUUGGAGCAAAAGCAUGAUGUUCUGGGUAAACAGAAAGAACAUAUCUCAUGUUACACUGAGACGUUAGAGGGGGAAAGAGAAGGGUUGAAGAUCAUGAUGUCAGAAAUUGUCACUCACAGAAAGGAAAUGGGAAAUCAACUGAAACAAGAGGCCUUGUUCGAAAGGAGACAUCUUCUGGAACUGAAGGCAGAGUUGAAAAAAGAAAGAGAGGGCCUGGACAGAGAGAGUGAGAUGAUGAACAAAGAGAAGCUGGAUUUGGAGCUGAUGAGGUCAGACAUCCUGAAACAAAGUGACACUUUGGAACAACAAAGACAAGAUAUAAAGGAAGAAAGAGAGAAGUUAGAAAUCACAAUGUCCGAUCUUCAAGUGUUGAAAGAACAUGCAGAAAUUCAGUUUGAGGUGAUCAACAAAGAGAAAGCCAACAUUAAAGAUCUGACCCUUCAUCUUCAGACAGAAAAAGACAAACUUGACAAUAUCAUGACGAUGAUUGUUUUAAAACAAGAAGAACAAAAACUCAAGGAGGACCAGCUCAGUAGACAAACACAACAACUGGAAAUCAAAAAGACCAGUCUACUGGAAGAAAGAGAAGAACUGGAUCUUUCAAGGAAGGAUCUCAACAAAAAGAAGGAAGAGGUUGAAACAGCCAUGAACACCAUCAAUGACGAGAGAGAGAAAAUCAAUCAGAUGCAGAGUACUACUGACAUGGAAAGAGCAAUGCUCAAGAAUGAAAAGGACGGACUGGAAAGAAGAAUAUCGGAAAUGAAAACACGAGAGGAUCAACUAUUGAAUAAGAUGAGAUCAAUGGGAAUUCUGUGGGAAAAACUUCAACAGCUGAAUGAACGGCUGAGAGAAGAAAUGAAAAACAAAAUGAUCAGACUGGAACAGAACAAGGAAGACAGAUUGAAACUGUUGAGUCUUUUGGAGCAAAAGCAUGAUGUUCUGGGUAAACAGAAAGAACAUAUCUCAUGUUACACUGAGACGUUAGAGGGGGAAAGAGAAGGGUUGAAGAUCAUGAUGUCAGAAAUUGUCACUCACAGAAAGGAAAUGGGAAAUCAACUGAAACAAGAGGCCUUGUUCGAAAGGAGACAUCUUCUGGAACUGAAGGCAGAGUUGAAGAAAGAAAGAGAGGGCCUGGACAGAGAGAGUGAGAUGAUGAACAAAGAGAAGCUGGAUUUGGAGCUGAUGAGGUCAGACAUCCUGAAACAAAGUGACACUUUGGAACAACAAAGACAAGAUAUAAAGGAAGAAAGAGAGAAGUUAGAAAUCACAAUGUCCGAUCUUCAAGUGUUGAAAGAACAUGCAGAAAUUCAGUUUGAGGUGAUCAACAAAGAGAAAGCCAACAUUAAAGAUCUGACCCUUCAUCUUCAGACAGAAAAAGACAAACUUGACAAUAUCAUGACGAUGAUUGUUUUAAAACAAGAAGAACAAAAACUCAAGGAGGACCAGCUCAGUAGACAAACACAACAACUGGAAAUCAAAAAGACCAGUCUACUGGAAGAAAGAGAAGAACUGGAUCUUUCAAGGAAGGAUCUCAACAAAAAGAAGGAAGAGGUUGAAACAGCCAUGAACACCAUCAAUGACGAGAGAGAGAUAAUCAAUCAGAUGCAGAGUACUACUGACAUGGAAAGAGCAAUGCUCAAGAAUGAAAAGGACGGACUGGAAAGAAGAAUAUCGGAUAUGAAAACAAGAGAGGAUCAACUAUUGAAUAAGAUCAGAUCAAUGGGAAUUCUGUGGGAAAAUCUUCAACAGCUAAUGAACUGA
Messenger RNA from Eleginops maclovinus (Patagonian blennie), 6064 nucleotides. Its product is annotated as trichohyalin-like. Lineage: Eukaryota; Metazoa; Chordata; Actinopteri; Perciformes; Eleginopidae. The transcript has a single exon. The record is from RefSeq and is a predicted model, not a curated record. The coding region runs from base 215 to 6064 and encodes 1949 amino acids.